UUUGGGGGUGGGAGGUUUUGGUGUGAGGUUUUUGUUUUCUACACCAAAACACGCCCACCUGCUGCCUGCAAUAAGACCCUCCUGAUAGCCAAACUAUCCUGGUAACCAUGAAGUCAAGUUGCUUAUCUUUUGUUAGUUAUAAAUCGUGUUAGCCCAGUAAACUGGCUUCUGUGGAUCUUACUGACAUACCAUUUAAAAAGGUAUGAACGCAUAAAAAAAUAAUUAUCCUAAAGAAGUUGGCUUGCUACGUUUAUGGCUGAUAUAAAAUUCUUGCCCAGGAUUGUACCCGCGGGAAAAAGUCCUCUGCAUCCAUGGUACAAGGAAAGGCUCCGUAUCAAAUGUCAAAAAGCUACAAACAAACAGUGUCUCCGUGGUGGGCUGGAUGCUCGUGGUUGGCGUUUCUUAAAACCAGGCCUGGAUGAUUUCAGAAAUGGUUACCCCCCUCCAAUUGGGGAUCAAAAUUUUAUUCGGAUCCAGAGAGGUUUCUCCCCUGUCUGUGGUACCGAGACAAAGACCAGGAAGCACCUCACUAAAGAGCAGGUGUGUUUCUCCAAGGAGAACCCCCAGCAACAGGCACGCCGCCACCAUGUAGCCGAAGUGGAGUACACCCUAACCCAGCACCCCCUGGCCCUUUACCCACACCUCCAGGAGUGUAUGCCCCCAGAGUUGUUAGAUCAGGUAGUGUCUGUCCUGGACCCCGAGAUGGGCAUGAACAGUGAGGCUGCAUCAUUCCUGAUGAACGGCAGCAGAGAUCAUGCAGAUGAGUCUACAGAUGAGCAUGCAGAGCAGAAUAAGGAGCGUACGCAGGAGUCCAGCAGAGGUAUAAACACAGUGCCUCCCGCCAAGAUCAGGGCUGAUGACUCACGAGUGAAGAAUCCUUACAUACACUUACGAGUAAAGGAGAACGGUUCCAAGGAUGACCAAGGGAUUAAUGGUGAACGCUCUGAGUCACCAUCCCUGGAUGAAGAGAUUAGGAGAGUGACAAAGCAGCUCCAUGACUGGGUAGUCUCCUUGGACAGGGAGAAGGAUGACCUGACCGAGUCCACCAUGUUUAACCUGCUGGCCAGCGCAUUUGAAAUGAAGCCCCCCAGCCAGAUACAGAAGAGCCCUGUGGCAAAGCCCAGCCCCUUCCUCAAGGCCCCGGGUUCACUGCAGACUCAUGCUGGUGAGGCAGAGGAGGAGUAUGGAGGCCUGUCGCAGAGGAACAGAGCCCGAACGCUGCUGGACUUCCCCACUGGUACUAAAGAACAAGAGCGCUCUGCAACCCAAAGAAACCUGGAUGAGGAGCUUGUGCAGAGUUACACGGCUCAAGCCUUUAAGAAGUUCAUUGCCAAUAAGGGUCUGAGGGAGCCUGAGUUUCUCAGUGCGUGUGAGCAGAGAAGAGGACGAUCGCAACUUCCGGAACACUGAAUCUGGAUUUCCUCCAGAUGUGCACGCAAGAGUGGCGGCUCUCCACACCAGAUGUGUUUUUUAAAAUGCAGCCCACCAGAAGAGAGGUGGAUCCAUUGGAAACAUAAUAUUUUUAACAUUUAGUGACAGAGGAGGAAAACAUUGAAAGUGCUUUGGUGAAAGUGGUUCUUGAGUGACAUACUUGAAUAUAAAUGUUACAUCUUCCUAUGG
This is a messenger RNA of Anguilla anguilla (European eel), 1620 nucleotides long. RefSeq lists its product as uncharacterized. The record is from RefSeq and is a predicted model, not a curated record. Lineage: Eukaryota; Metazoa; Chordata; Actinopteri; Anguilliformes; Anguillidae. The transcript has 8 exons. The coding region runs from base 253 to 1410 and encodes 385 amino acids.